UAUUUUAAUACUUGUCAAUUAUUAACCAAGUCCCAUUAUUUGACAGCUGUCUGGUUACAGCAGCAGAUAACUUGAUAACUUCUACUGAAUGAAAAGAAAUUUCUAGCUUCUGUGAGUUUUGGUAUUUCCUUGCUGUUAAAGUAUCAGAUUCCGGCUUACCUGUACUUCUAAUUAGACACAACUUCCUUCUAAAGAAAAAAUGGCAGACAACGACGAUCUUUUAGACUACGAAGAUGAAGAGCAGGCAGAACCAGUGAUUGCUGAUGGAACUACUGGUGUUCAGCCGAAAAAGGAAGUUAAGGGAAAUUAUGUCUCUAUCCACAGUUCUGGUUUCCGAGAUUUUCUUCUCAAGCCGGAAAUACUAAGAGCUAUUGUUGACUGUGGUUUUGAACAUCCCUCUGAAGUUCAACAUGAAUGUAUUCCUCAGGCUGUUUUGGGGAUGGAUAUUCUGUGCCAAGCAAAGUCAGGAAUGGGUAAAACAGCUGUCUUUGUGCUAGCAACGUUACAACAGUUGGAAGCAACAGAAAAUCAUGUUUAUGUGCUAGUCAUGUGUCACACAAGAGAGUUGGCAUUCCAGAUCAGCAAGGAAUACGAAAGAUUCUCCAAGUACAUGUCUCAAAUUAAGGUCGGAGUAUUCUUUGGCGGGUUACCGAUUCAAAAAGACGAAGAGGUUUUAAAAACUAACUGCCCUCACAUAGUGGUUGGAACACCAGGACGGAUAUUGGCUUUGAUCAGGAGCAAGAAAUUGAAUCUUAAAAAUCUGAAGCACUUCAUUUUAGAUGAGUGCGACAAAAUGCUUGAACAACUCGACAUGCGAAGAGAUGUUCAAGAAAUCUUCCGAAACACACCACACGGCAAACAAGUUAUGAUGUUCAGUGCCACCCUUAGCAAGGAGAUUCGUCCAGUCUGCAAAAAAUUCAUGCAAGAUCCCAUGGAAGUGUACGUAGAUGAUGAAGCGAAAUUGACCCUUCACGGAUUGCAGCAGCAUUACGUCAAGUUGAAGGAAAAUGAGAAAAAUAAGAAACUUUUUGAAUUGUUAGAUAUCCUUGAAUUCAAUCAGGUGGUGAUAUUUGUGAAAUCCGUAACAAGGUGUAUGGCGCUCUCACAGCUUCUAACGGAACAGAACUUCCCUGCUGUGGCUAUUCACCGAGGCAUGACACAGGACGAACGGCUGAAGAAGUAUCAAGAAUUCAAAGAUUUCCAAAAGCGUAUUCUAGUUGCGACUAAUUUGUUUGGACGAGGAAUGGAUAUUGAACGAGUGAAUAUUGUAUUUAACUAUGAUAUGCCUGAAGAUUCUGAUACCUAUCUACACAGAGUCGCAAGAGCAGGGCGAUUUGGCACCAAAGGUUUAGCAAUCACGUUCGCCAGUGAUGAAAAUGAUGCCAAAAUUUUGAAUGACGUGCAAGACCGAUUCGAUGUAAAUAUUUCUCUCCUUCCCGAUGAAAUUGAUCUCUCCUCUUACAUUGAAGGACGGUAGACAUUGCCCUCUGAUGAAUGAAUGGAUACUGCAUCAAGAUCUUUUUUCAACUCAUUUUUCGUUGUAUGGACAUUGCAUCAAAAUAUUUUCUCUUUCCUGCACUCCCGGACUCGAGGAAAUUACUUGGAUGCGGCUAAGAAUUUUUCCAUCUCUCUGAGUUUCUCAAAGCUGAUGAUCUUUUACUAAGAAUAUGCUUAGUCAAGUUCUUCUUGUGAAAAUUUAGUUGCGUCCUGAGAGCUAUUAUAAUUUCCUUUUCAUCGUUCAUCUUAGAUUUUAAAUCUGUAAAUAUGCUAAGAUUCUCUUUUGCAAAUGAUUCUUUGCUAGAGUUAGUGUGACUAGGUAGGUUUUUUUUCCUUAUUUUUUCAUCAUAUCUGUGUUCCAGAUUUUAUUACCGAAAUGAAAAGCUCUCAAAGCACUUUCAUAUUUAUUCUUUUUUCCUUUCAUUUUGUUACUUUCUUUAUGUCAAUCUGUAAAAGAAAAUCGAUACGAUCAUUCAUGAGGUUAUUUUCUGUGAUUUUUCACCGCUAACUUUUUACCAGUGCAUUGUUUGCAAACAAUUCAAACUCAAAAUCGAACGGGUUUAUGUAUUUCUCACUCUUAUCUUUGUCAUUCAAUUUUUCUCAUGUUUUAUACCUUUGACUGUAAUGAGUUACAUUAUUACAACUUCUAAACUUCAAACAAUUUUCCUAAUGUAUUUGUAUUACAUCCUCAAUUUAAUAUUUGAAUACUACGGUAUUCACCAAAUCAGUCAAUAAAUUAGUCUCAGUAACUUGUA
This is a messenger RNA of Bemisia tabaci, 2252 nucleotides long. It is a transcript of the gene Hel25E, whose product is annotated as ATP-dependent RNA helicase 25E. NCBI's taxonomy places the organism in Eukaryota, Metazoa, Arthropoda, Insecta, Hemiptera, Aleyrodidae. The record is from RefSeq and is a predicted model, not a curated record. Gene Ontology annotation, molecular function: RNA helicase activity; nucleic acid binding; ATP binding.